This is a messenger RNA of Perca fluviatilis (European perch), 3054 nucleotides long. Its product is annotated as myelin-oligodendrocyte glycoprotein-like. The coding region runs from base 77 to 922 and encodes 281 amino acids. Lineage: Eukaryota; Metazoa; Chordata; Actinopteri; Perciformes; Percidae. The transcript is spliced from 4 exons. The record is from RefSeq and is a predicted model, not a curated record.
CAGGUCCAACCUUUUUUUUUUUAGAAGUUUGUGUGCAGAACCCAGCAGACAGCAUGUCUCUUUCUUUUUAGCCGAUAUGUUUAUGGACUACUCCUGGGACUUCGUGCUUAGCUUCACUUUUUUACUUUGGACUUUUACUGUAGCCUACUCUUUCUUCAGUAACGUUAUAGCGGUCGGCACGGCAGGUGAAGAUCGGCCUCAGGUGAUCGGGGCGUCUCAGCCAAUCGUGGCCCCUCUGGGUGGUGAUGUCAUCCUGCCGUGUCACGUGGAGCCUCAGCUCAACGUGGAGGAGCUGACGGUGGAGUGGUGGAGGCCGGACGUCCCGCCGGACCCUAGAGAUCCACAGAGCAACUACCGGUACGUCCACCGUUACCAUGACAAACACCACGAGGAGAACAUGAAGAAGCCAGCGUACGCCGGGAGGACGGAGAUGUUCACAGACGGCCUGAAACACGGAAACAUCUCGCUAAAGAUCAGCAACGUGGAGCAGUCUGACCAAGGGAGAUACAGAUGCCAAAUACCACAGUUGGGGAGGGCUUCAGUUAUUAUGUUUAAUGUUGAACCGCGCUCUGUUGAAACCUGGACGACAAAGACGCCGCUGCAUCCCCAUAAUCUCCAAAGUCGAGGUCCAAACAACGAGACCGAUGUUAAAGGUGGUCCUCUCUAUCUGAGCGUACUGAUCCCAGUUCUGGCUAUCUUACUGAUCCUGGCUGUUGGAGUGGGGGGAUGUUUACUUUAUAGAAGGUAUCGAAACCAAAACACAACCAGCAGGCCACACCAAUCAGAGUCCGGGGGAAAUCUACUGGCUGUUAGGACCCAGGUCGUGGUUGAGGUGUGUGACGGCUGCAACUGUUCGUUCAAAACAACAAAGGCGGGCGGUAAUAGACUGAUGGUUCGUCCAAUCACCUGCCAGGUGCCCUGACCUUGUCCAAACUGUUACAAUGACGGCUUCUCAGACGGUUCGAUGUAAUAAACCUUCUGGCUUGUUAGUUGAGAUUCGGUGUGUCCCAAAGCCUGAUCAGCACGGUGCAGGUUUGGGUGUGAGGACCUGUUGGCACACACUAGCAUUAGAGAGAAAUUUUAUAACUUUGAUUGUUACGAGUUGAUUUUCUUACUGACGUCUUUUUGAACACUGUCCUCUGACUCUCCAGUCACUCCAGUCGCUGGUGGACUGGCAUACUUGCCUUUUAACUUACCAGUUAACGCUAGCUAGCUAUCUCGGUUGGCAGAUCGCUGAACAAGAAAUUUCUAGGUGCCCAAAUGUUCCAGUUAAUUUUGAUGAAGUGAAAACGCAGUGAGAAGGUCAAAGUUUAAGAUAAACACGAACAACACCCAAGAACAAAUUUAGGUCUAUUUUAAUGUGCACAGUGUUAGCAUGGUUAGCAUUGCUAAGACUGUGGUAUGAUUGACAGGUCGGCGCAUAGCCACAACCCUAAAGAGUCCCCUUCUUGAUCGUCUUUUAAGAUAAAUGACAUCAUAAUUUACAAAAUGAACAUCAUGCUGUACUGAAAAAGACUUGAAAGUACAUUAUUAUUUUUUAGUAUUAUUUUUGGAGCCAGUGGAGUCGCCCCCUGCUGGAAAUAAGAUAGAAUUCAGCUUUAAGACACUUUAGCAUUGGCGUCACUUUUCAGGCCCGAAAGUUGCUGAAGGCUACUUUACCUGAGAAACGCCAACGCACUGAACAACCUGAAGACAAUUUUAAGUAUUAUUUUUCUACAUAUUGCACUUUGUAACACUAUAUGUUUGUGUCUGUCUUGCUCAAACUACUGUCCUUUCUAAAUGAAUAUCAGUUGUUUCUGAUUUUUCUUUUUAGUUUUAUGUUCUUCACAGUUGUAACAUUAACCAUGAAGUAUUUUUUAAACAGAAAAUUAGCUGGUAUAGAGGAUUUUAAAAUUAUCAGCUGGUUGUAUUGCCGUAUUUAGUGCCUUGAUCCAAAGUGACUUCCAAUAAGUGAAUUCAACCCUGAAGGUACAAACUCAGGAAAACUGCAAGAAUCACAUAGAAGAACAUUAGCUUCAAAUCAGCCAAAGUACAAAGUGCCACACAUUUUUAUAACCAUCAUCUUCUUAGCCAAAGUACAUUUGGAAGGGAUGUGUUUUUAGGUAGGUGUGUAGACUUUCUGCUGCUUGUACUGGACAUUAUAUUAAUGACAGUAUCAGGACUGUUUUCAUGCAUGUAGCCACUGAUACAUGUAGGUGAUACACAUUCCACAGUCUGCAUGGCGGAGGCCCAUUAGUGGUGUCUCUGUGUGUUGUGCUGCCAUCUUGAGGACAAAGUUUGACAAGUCUUUAAACCAAUGUUACAGUAUCAGAGUAAUCGGGACACACUUUUUUUUUUUUUUCUUUUUUUUUUUUGUGCUCAAUUUAAAAAGAAAUGUCAAACAAAUAUAUGUGCAAUACAUUUAUAAAUAUAUAAAAUAUACAUCACUUAACUGCAAAUGUUAUUGAUGCUAUACGGUUAAUUAUGGCAAUGGCAAUCUUAUUUACAUAGCGAUAGACAGCAGAAUCUAUUUUAAUUUACAGAGCAGAGGCUGCUGUAUUCCUACUCAAGAGUUGUUUAAUUGAAGAUAUUCUACUUUUUAUUUUUACUGCUACUUAAAAGACUCAACAUGUUUACCAUUGAACAGUCCUCAUGAAGAUUCUGUAAGUAGGAAACCCAGUUGCAUUUGUUAUUUUUUUGGGUUAUAUGUUGAACAUUUCUGGACCAAUAUCCAAAAUUGGCCAAAUCCAUUCAACAUUUAUUUUAACUUUACAUCUAUAAAUAUUAUGUUAGGGGUUGCUGGAUGAAACUGUCCCCAGAUAAUAAAUACAGUUACUCUGUUGGAUAAAAUGUUUAUAUUUAAAGCUCUAUCAAGAACUUCUCUGAAUUGAAGUAUUCCUAUAAAAAUACAUUGCAAAGCCAAAUAUUUAAGAAAGAAAUGUGUGGAAAUAUAGAUAUUACUUUAUACUGUUUAUACGCUCUACCGGUCAUGUAUUUUACUGUAUUUGAAUAACUUCAGGGAUCCAUUAAUGUUUUUAUAUUUAUUGAUUUAUUUUCUUUUUGUCAAAUUUUUUG